Molecule: messenger RNA, 1728 nt
Organism: Macroventuria anomochaeta
Lineage: Eukaryota; Fungi; Ascomycota; Dothideomycetes; Pleosporales; Didymellaceae
Exons: 1
Coding region: 1-1728 (575 amino acids)
Cellular component (GO): fungal-type vacuole membrane; TORC1 complex
Source: RefSeq, a predicted model, not a curated record
AUGGCCUCGACCGACGAGGCUGCUCCGUCGCGGCCCAAGCGGCCAGCGCCCAUGACGAGGCAGUCGAGCAGCCAGUCGCACAUAUCGCAGAGCCCGUCGGAGAAAGGGCACCACCGGCCGGCGCAGUACAAGGUGAACCACCGCCAUGUCGCGGGCGGGCGCAUGCAGCGGACGACCUCGACAGGCAAGAACCUAGGCAAGUUCGCCAAAGCCGCCCAGCAGCCGCAAGCCACCGAGGACAGCGGACGUCACCACCGCCGCUCGCAGUCGGGCACCUCCAUAUCAGCGCCCAGCAGCCCGCGCCCCGGCUUCAAGCGCAAUGCCUCGUCGGGCGCCAUCAUGAGACACAACCCGCAGGCACACGCGCACGCGGGCCUGCGCAAGAACCACUCGAGCGGCCAUCUGGUGGGCAAGGCGAAGGGCGGCAAGUCGUCCAAGGACCUCGCGCAGGUAAAGGGAAAGCUAGGCAACCCCAGCAGGUCGCGGCAAGCGUCACCCGAGGAGCGCCCUAUAGUACACUUCGACGUCGGGAAGGACGACAACGACGAGAACGACGAGGAAGAAGGGGGAUGGACAGAGGAGAGCGCGUCUCAGUCGCCCAACACAACACGCUCGAACACGCGCUCCAACUCGGUCGCAGCGGAGGCACAGCGGGUAGUCGACGACGCGACAGAGAGCAACACGCGGGCGAAUGCAGGAGACACCUCGCCAGCGCCCGCCGCUGAGCCACCACAGACACGGACUACCUACACGCUGCCCGAACGCGCGCGCGCGCCUCCGCAGACGAACAGAGCAGCCUCGUCCCACCACUCGCGACCGCCAGACGCCGAUCUGAUUACCUCCCGCCUGCUCCAGCGCAACGCCUCUCACGCCGUGGUCGCCCCGCAAUCGUCGUCAGUAUCAGCAACCGUCGCCUCCACAGCAGACCGCGGCCAUCAGCUCAGCACCAGCGUGGGCAGUACCCUCGUCGACACCCCAGGGCGGGACCUCGUGUCGCGCUUCAUGGACGGCGACGGCUCAGCAGGCACCCCGCGCGAUGGCAGCUGCAUGCCCGGCCGCCGCGUCUCCAAAGACGAGGGCGAUCUCGACGCGAGCAAGCGCAACAAGAGCAUGCCCAGCUUCGGCGACGCAGAGGAUGGCGAAAACGCAGACACACCCACGCGCCCGCAAUCCGUCAAAUCCGGCACAACGACACCCAACCUCUUCCCCUCCAUCAACAACAGGACACAAAACAAACUGCUCCUGCAGCGCGCCGCCUCCGCCAUCGAACCGCACGCGCCCGUCCCCGCUAUUCUCCGCACCGGCGGCCCCUCCUUCCACAACAUCGGGCUCUCCUACCCCGGCGAGGGCCGUCUCGACCCGCGUCUGCAACAGCAAUUCAACCACGUCGCCAUUGAAUACAGAGUCGUCCAGCGCUACCGCAACCCGCUCUCCGACAGCAUAAUCCGGGUCCAGCAGAUGCCCGGCAUGCUGCGCAGGCUGCGCGCCACAAAGCCGGCGAGCACGAACGAGAGCAGUAGCUUGGGCGUGAGUACGCUGAGUAGUAGUAUCAACGAGAAUGGUGUUGAGACGGACGGCGCGAGGAGUCGGAGGAGUGCGACGAGUUUUGAGCAGGGUGGGGAGGACGAGGAGGAGGGGAGAAGGAGUUUGGAGGAGAGGCCGCGGAAUGAGGCGGAGGAGUUGUGUCGCAGGAUGUGGGAUAGUGCGGAGAUUGUGGGUGGUGAAUGA